GCGGGACCGGGAGGCGGGACCGGGAGGCGGGACCGGGAGGCGGGACCGGGAGGCGGGACCGGGAGGCGGGACCGGGAGGCGGGACCGCGGACGGGGCUGAGCAGGCUCGCGGCGCGGCGGGAACUGCAGACAAGAGGCCGCCAUGGAGACGCUUGGGGGAGCGCCUGUGGCCAUCGCCGUGGCCGUGGUGGCGGCGUCGGCCGUGCUGCUGCUGCUGCUCCGAGGGUCGGCGCGGAGGCCGAGCGGCCCCGUCACGCUGCAGGACCCGCUGGCCAAGUACCCGCUGCGGCUGCUGGACAAGGAGGAAAUCAGUCACGAUACUAAGAAAUUCAGAUUCGGGCUACCCUCAACGAAUCAUGUAUUAGGAUUACCUGUAGGCCAACAUGUUUACCUUUCUGCAAAAAUCGAUGGGAAUCUGGUGAUUCGAGCCUAUACCCCAGUUUCCAGUGACGAGACAAAAGGUUAUGUUGAUUUAAUUAUUAAGGUCUACCACAAAAAUGUGAGCCCCAAGUUUCCAGAAGGUGGGAAGAUGUCCCAGUAUCUAGAUAAUAUGAAGAUUGGAGACACCAUUGAUUUCAGAGGGCCAAAUGGACUCCUGGUCUAUAAGGGAACAGGUACCUUUCUUAUCAAGCCUAAUAAGAAGUCUGAAGCAGAGAAAAAGUUUGCAAAGCACCUGGGGAUGAUAGCUGGAGGAACAGGAAUAACUCCCAUGUUGCAGCUGAUCCGUCAGAUCACAAAUGAUCCUAAGGACUCCACAAAAUGUUACCUCCUUUUUGCUAAUCAGACAGAAAAAGAUAUAUUGCUGAGAGCUGAGCUAGAAGACAUUGCCAAGAGGCAUCCUGAGCAGUUUGUGCUGUGGUACACACUGGACCGACCUCCAAAAGACUGGAAGUACAGCUCUGGUUUUGUCACUGCAGAGAUGCUGAAAGCCCACCUGCCUGCCCCUGGCAGCGAGACCCUCAUCCUCAUGUGUGGGCCACCCCCAAUGAUUCAGUUUGCCUGUCAGCCCAACCUGGACAAGCUCGGCUACCCCAAGAGCAGCACAUUCGCUUACUAACACUGAUGGCACCUGAGACCUUUUUUGGAAGUACUGAGUAUUUUUCUACAGGAACAGUUGAUGUGCAACUGUGCAGCAUUUGUGUGUGUGUGUUUUAACCCCCUGAUGUAAUUUCUGUGGUUUAUAAUUUCAUAAUUUACCUUGUGUGUUUUCAUACUAAGAAGUUGAGAAAUCCUCUUGAAUUGUGUGGGAGUUAGUCUGACCUCUGAAAUUAAUAUAUAACAUUAAUUCUGAGGAGCAAAAAAAAAUAAGAUGAGAGGUCAUUCACAUGAAUUGGUGUUAAAUCAUUCCACAGUCAGCAAGCGAGAGGGGAACAUUCAGAAUUUAUUCAUAACAGUCAAAAAAUAAGCAUUUAUACCAGUGUUAUGCUAAUCAGGAUUUCUUACUACCUAUAUUUAAAAGAAGAAUCAAUUGUUUUGUGGAUUGACUAUUCACAGCCAAGUUAGCACAACAACACACUGAGUUGUAAAGACAGCAUGAAAAGAAAUAGAAAAUGUUGUGUUUGGAAUGGGAGCAGCCCAUUUACAGUGCUGUAAUAAGUCUGUUGGCUAAUUGACCUGACAAAGGAUUUCAAACACCCAUGGUACCUGAACUGGUCACUAGCACUGACUGCAUUGCCAGACUGGUACAUUUAAUACUUUUUAUUAAACAUUAAACAGUACAGUUUGCUGAUGCAUAGACUUACUUCUCAUUCUCCUGAGUUAUCCUUUUUUGCAGUUUGCAGUGAUGGAAAAGAACCUGCCUCGAUUUUCCCACCGUGGACAAUCAAAUCAUGUGUUUGUCUUCUUACACCUGACCAUACAGUGCAAGGUCUGUCAUGAGGGACCUGUAAAAAGCACCCCAGGUAGUUCUCCAAGAGCCCUAGCUGCAUUCUGUGGCCAGCCCUGGAGUUUUCCUCUUUAUGUGGGAGGGUUGUGGCUGGCAGUGACCUGCCCUCAGGCUGUAUUAGAAUCUAAAGCAACACCUGCAGCCAGCAAGGAGGGUGUGAUGCAAACCAACCCUGUAUAAAGUACUUCUCCUUACAGUUAGGGAGAUUUUUUUUCUGGCAUUUAUGUGUUUACUAAGAGAGCUUCUUAGUAGCUCACUAAUACAGGAGAUGCACAUGUAAACAGAUGCCACAAGUAAUUGCUGCUGUAAAGGUGAUAGCUUCACCCCUAGCCCCUCAGAAAGUGAGAGGCCACAUUUCCCUCUGAUGCAGUCCUGUCUAGCCCAGUACAACAACAGAUUUAUUUUGUCAGGUGUUUCAAAGAAAUAUUUGUGUUAUUCUGGUACUUUCCUGGUAGUCUGAGUUACAAUUUCCUACUACAGUUCUUUUUGCCUUAGGUAAAGAUUUGUGAACAUGGCAGCUCAUCAUCCUAAUAAAAGCAAGGGCUUGGUGGACAGUGUUAUGUUCCAUUCUUCCCAUCCUACAGUGCACUGACUUGGAUAAAAAAGAGGGCUCUCACCAGCAUCCAGCUCAAUUCCAGGUAGCUCUGAUUAACCCCCACAACACAGUUAUGUAUUAAUGAUUCCUGCACUACAAUUAUAAAAAUAAAAAAUUACCAAAAGUCUUUCAUGUAACAGUACAUCAACAUAGCAUGUAAAGGACAGUGAAUAGAAGGACACAAUGUUGCCAGUCUUGGCUUUCCCGACUCUGGGUAUGAGUCCCACUCCUCUCCCAACACCGUUUCCUAUUACAUGAUGUGGGAAGACAGCACAGAAGAAAGUUACCUGUAAGGUGUGGCUGCACUGACAGGGGGAAAUGCUGCGUGGAGGUGGCAGUGGCAGGAAGGAGGGAAAGCUUUCCUGCUGCACAGCAUCCAGCUGCUCCUGGCCCCUCCUGUAGGCACGAGGUACAAGUCGUGUUCUUGGUCAUGCUGAAGCAUCAUCUCCAGUCUUCAAAGGUCGGUGUCAAAAACCUGCUGUCAUUCAGCAUUUCAUCCUGGCUCAGCAGCGUCUGAAAGAACAAGAAGGGCAGGACUGAGGGGGUUUGGUGAAGGGCCUGUGCUCCCAGAGACCCAGCUGCAAUAACAGCCGGCUCACAACACAGGUGGUGACAGCCACACAAUCAAAAUUAAUUUCUUCAGCUUUAAAUAACUUUCUUGCCUGAGGAAAUUCUUAGAGAUUCUGUGUCUGGCAUGCAACUCAACUGUAUUUCAUAGUUCUUCAUUACAUGUUCUGGUCGCUUAUUUUUAUUUCUUAAUAAAUUAGCUUCUGUGGAACGAA
Molecule: messenger RNA, 3262 nt
Organism: Prinia subflava (tawny-flanked prinia)
Lineage: Eukaryota; Metazoa; Chordata; Aves; Passeriformes; Cisticolidae
Product: NADH-cytochrome b5 reductase 2
Exons: 9
Coding region: 143-1057 (304 amino acids)
Molecular function (GO): FAD binding; oxidoreductase activity
Source: RefSeq, a predicted model, not a curated record